AUGGAUGCCAUUGAUUUCUCACGGAUGCUUGAUCCCUCAAUGAAGACAACAAGUUUUGUCGAACAAAACAAGCUUGCAAGGCUUGGUAGUGAAUCGAAGUGA
Messenger RNA from Eutrema salsugineum, 102 nucleotides. RefSeq lists its product as uncharacterized. The transcript has 3 exons. The coding region runs from base 1 to 102 and encodes 33 amino acids. The record is from RefSeq and is a predicted model, not a curated record. Lineage: Eukaryota; Viridiplantae; Streptophyta; Magnoliopsida; Brassicales; Brassicaceae.